Messenger RNA from Suillus paluster, 3025 nucleotides. RefSeq lists its product as uncharacterized. NCBI's taxonomy places the organism in Eukaryota, Fungi, Basidiomycota, Agaricomycetes, Boletales, Suillaceae. The transcript is spliced from 18 exons. The coding region runs from base 1 to 2919 and encodes 972 amino acids. The record is from RefSeq and is a predicted model, not a curated record.
AUGGUUGUGACGAACCUGACGGAAGAAAGCUCGACAAAUGUGACUGGGCAGACUCCUUGUCUAGAGGAUGUCAUUGCCCAGACCAUUCACGACACUGGAUUGGCGCACAAUUUCUAUAACCAGAAUGCUACAGCCUUAGACUCGGCAUCUGACGCGAUGGUUGUGGACAUCUCAAAGAAGAAUGCGACCGACUUUCUUGGAGAGGCAAAGAAGUUGAUGGAUGCCCUAGAUGUUCUGCAACAGGUCCACCCGUUUGUUGGUGACUUAAGGACACUAGAGACCCUGCCAUUGUGGGACCUCACAGUGAAAUUUGGGGACGGCAUCAAGAAAGAUAUUGAGGAUUGUGGAAAUGCCAUUGACAAAUACUACAAGUCAAAAUUCAUUUUGAAAUUCUUCAGAUCAUCUCACUGGGCGAGCAAGUUUCUGAAACUUUGCAGCAGCUUUUCCCAGCGUACCCAGGACCUCCAGCUCGCCUUGAAUAUCAGAACGACCUUGAGAGUUGACAUUGCAAUCAAUAAGCUGGAGAAACUGAUCCAGCGGCCAAGCGAACACAAAGCAAGAUUCGAGAAAGAAGUGCAAAUGCGCGGUAGAAAGGAGAAGUGUUAUGGAAGCCAAGAAAUAAUGGUAGAGCUACUGAAAAUUGCCGAGCAUCAGGAAGCACAUCCACAGAAUACAGCAUAUCCUGAGCCUUCCUCCAAAGAUGUCAACAAGCCUGCUUCCAAGACCACUUCGGCGAGCAGAUUGGUCAUUGAGAAGUCCUGCCUUGAUGCCUUGCUACUUUAUGAACUGUAUGCUGAUUUACACAUCUUGCUCAACGAGAACUGCACGCUCUUCAUGUUCAAGCUUGACAGGCAGACAUCUGACAUCAAAGAUGCUAUAAUGGAUUCUGAAGUGCGCAUCAUAUGGGCCUUCAACAACAGAUUCCAACAGGUCAAGGAUCCACACCUCCAAUAUAUCUGGAGAGAAAUGAAAUGGACAACAAAUGUCAAGGUGCUAUACUUCAUCGCGGAACUCUAUGACUAUUACGUGAAUCGUUUCUCCCACCGCCGUCAUGAUGCUCUACGCCCACAAGUGACAUCGGAUGCUUCAUCUUUGAUGGUGCAAUUUCCAUCCCCAACACCUACUGUCUCUGUCACCUCGGAUUCAGAAGGAGAAGAUCACGAGAUUCCAGCAGUAGAUCCUGCAUACCACGAGCUUCCUGCAGUUGACCCUGCAGACAAGUGGUGCUUGAAAUACUUGAGCAUUUUCUAUGUUCCAAGUUUAUCAGAAGGCUUCAAUGGCAAUGCAAACAGUUUGGCUGGAGUCUGCCGCAAGCACUUGCGUACUGGGCUGCAGAUCUUGGACAGCAUGAUUUAUGUGCAAGCAGAUGUGCUUCCAGAAAAUUGGAGGUGUAUUGCCAGAUACUUGUAUUCAUAUGCUAUUCAUGGGCAUUUACAUGGUAGACAGGUAUCAAAUGUCUUGUCUGUUCUCUUACAGAGCUUGGAACAGAGAACUCGGACUUGGAUCUCACGUGAUUGGUUGCUCGGCGUUGCACGGCUCAGGAGCAAAUAUCUGGUCACAUUGAAAAUGAGGCAUUUACAGAUCAUGAAACUUGCCAGCACAGUAAUUCUUGCUGAGAGAGAACUUGAGUCUGCAACUCAAAUGAUAGAAAAUAUCCUGGAGGGGGUGUCUCUGCGUGUGGAGCAAUUGGCAGAAUCAUUCCGUCAGCAGGGAAAUGAUCCAAAAGUGAGAUUCACUUGUCCAGGACAGAUCACAGAAGACACCGAAUACUGGCAAACCCACAAUUUCGGGUUUGACGAGACUGAGCUGGAGAUCGAUAUGACAGCACUGAAGUUUGGUCCCUUCAGUCUUACAAAGGACAAUAAUCUGUUAGAAAGACUGCACUUCAUUGCAUUUUAUCCUGGUCAGCAGCCUCAAGACACGAGGGAAGAAUAUAUCUAUUUGCGGUGCAUGAAUGAGCUCCACAAUACACGGAACCUCUGGCAUUUCUAUAUCCCACCUUACCUAUCGUUAAAAGACAAAGAAAGGUUUGAUAUCCUAUCCCAAGAGCAACCGCCCACAGACAUCAAGAGCUGGAAUUCAUUAGCCGAACUCCACAUGCGCAGGCGACUGUUCGAGUCUAUGUGCAACACAUGCCAUCACUUUGUCGGUGACGUCCUUCACUGUUGUAUAGAUUAUGAGUGCAAAUGCGAAUCUCUGCCGGUUUCAAAUUACGAAUACCCAUCCGAACACAAGGCAACACACAACAUGCUCGUUUUCCGCAUGUCUAUACCGGAUGUUUGCUACAAGCGAGGUCGACACUAUGCUAGGAAUUUCUUAUCUGCUUGUGUGCCAGCUGUGGCACCGUCAGAAGGAUUAUUGGAUGUGCAGGAAGAUGAACCCCAAACACCAUUAGAAGGACCAGAACGUCCCCCUUCAACAGAUACCACUCAAGCUCUAGCAGAUGUGUCUUCCACCUCUCUAAAUUUGCUGGGAGAUGAUGAAGAGUUAAGCGGACACUCGGGAGUGGCAUUCGGGGGGAUAGCUGAAACCUCUGUUGUGAAUGGGAAUGGUUAUAUUUGCGCUGAAUGUGGCGUUAAGCUCAGGGAAAUCCAGACCACCAUUGCCUUAUGUGGUGAUUGUGCAUUCCGCGAUGUAUUCAAUGUGGUCACAGCACACCACCCUCACAAACACUGGCUGGUCAAGAUUAAAGACAUGGUUGAAGACGCAGGUGGAGCAUCAGAUGAACCUCCCAAUGACUCAGACGAGACAAGUUCGCUUUCCUUACGAGUCGACAAGCUGGCUGCAAUGGUGGAAUCUCGCUUUGCUGAGCAGGAUCGCCACCUUGAUGCACUUAUCACGCAGGUUGAUCUACUCGUGCAUAGUCUAGCUGGAUCGACGGGAAAAGCACAGCUUCCCUUGGAGUCCGUCUCGGUUUGAUUGGUUUGUAAAUUGGCAGGCUGUCAUUCUGAUUCUCGUGUAUGGUGUAGAUGAACGCUAACUUGUAAUGUCCCUCACAUCAGCAAAUGGUGAAAUAACAAUGUCC